AUGAGUAUCUUGUCAAAUAGAUGGAGACAUAUUUGGAAAUCUCUACCAGUUCUUAGUUUCAAGAACAAUCUGAUUGAAAUUAAUGGAUUUAGGCAUUUUGUUACUGCAGCACUCAUGCUUCACGACCAUACUGAUAUACGUACUCUAUCUUUUCUAUGGAUUGAUCCCCUUAAUACCGACAUUGAUAUAGGUGAUGUUCUUAAUACAUGGGUACUUUAUGCUGUUAAACGGAAAGUUAAAGAGUUGGUGUUUUCUGUUAUAGUUGAUAAACCUCAGUCGUUUGAGUUUCCUGAGUGUGUCUAUAACUGUGAGUGGUUGACGGAUUUGCAUUUAUACUUGGGUAGUAUGUAUCAUUCUACACUUCGCCUGCCUGAGUCGAUACAUUUACCUAAUCUGAAAUCCGUGAAGUUUGAAGCUCUUCAUUUGAAUGAAGUUGAAUGA
This is a messenger RNA of Papaver somniferum (opium poppy), 441 nucleotides long. RefSeq names its product putative FBD-associated F-box protein At1g55030. The transcript has a single exon. Lineage: Eukaryota; Viridiplantae; Streptophyta; Magnoliopsida; Ranunculales; Papaveraceae. The record is from RefSeq and is a predicted model, not a curated record. The coding region runs from base 1 to 441 and encodes 146 amino acids.